Chanos chanos (milkfish) is the source of this 1974-nucleotide messenger RNA. RefSeq names its product cyclic nucleotide gated channel subunit alpha 1b (gene cnga1b). Gene Ontology annotation, biological process: monoatomic cation transmembrane transport. Gene Ontology annotation, cellular component: intracellular cyclic nucleotide activated cation channel complex; plasma membrane. The transcript has 7 exons. NCBI's taxonomy places the organism in Eukaryota, Metazoa, Chordata, Actinopteri, Gonorynchiformes, Chanidae. Bases 1 to 1974 code for a protein of 657 amino acids. Gene Ontology annotation, molecular function: intracellularly cGMP-activated cation channel activity; protein-containing complex binding; cGMP binding. The record is from RefSeq and is a predicted model, not a curated record.
AUGUCCUCACAAGUGAGGCCCCUCUCCCCGCCCAGGAUCAUCCUGCAGGAGGUGGAUGAGGUUAUCCUGAGUGACACAGAGGAGAUCAUGGAACAACUGCAACCCAAUCCUGGUGCUCUUUUCAAUGUCAAUAACAGCAACAAUAAUGAGGAAGAGGAAAAGAAGAAAAAGAAAAAAGAGAAGAAGGAAAAGAAAGAGAAAAAAGACAAAAAAGAGAAAAAAGAAAAGAAGGAGAAGAAAAAGAAACAAAAGGAGGAAGAGGAAAAGAAGAAAGAAGAGGAAAAGCAGAAGGAGAAAGAGAAGGAAAAAGAAAAGGAAAAAGAGAAAGCAAAAAAAGAAGAGCCAAAAGAGAUCUAUGUGAUCGACCCAGCAGGAAACAUGUACUACAACUGGCUAUUUGUCAUCACAUGUCCUGUCAUGUAUAACUGGAUAUUGAUCAUAGCUAGAGCAUGUUUUGAGGAACUGCAGCAUGAUUAUCUGGCUUACUGGUUCAUCAUCGACUAUGUGUCUGACCUGGUGUACUUGGCUGACAUGGUCUUCAGGACUCGAACAGGUUAUCUGGAGCAGGGUCUGCUGGUAAAAGAUGAGAAGAAACUUCGUGAUCGUUACAUGAACAGUGCCCAAUUCAAACUAGACUUGGUUUCCAUGAUUCCUACUGACAUUUUCUAUUUCGUCGUUGGUCUCAACUAUCCUGAAAUCCGCAUGAACAAACUCCUCCGGGUAACUCGCUUGUUUGAAUUUUUCCAGCGGACUGAGACACGAACCAAUUUUCCAAAUGUCUUCCGAAUCUCCAACCUCGUCAUGUACAUCGUCAUCAUCAUCCAUUGGAAUGCCUGUCUGUAUUAUUCCUUCUCCAAGGCUAUUGGUUUUGGUACUGACCCUUUUGUUUACCCAGAUAUCCGUGAUCCAGAGUUUGGCCGUCUGGUCAGAAAGUACGCUUACAGUAUGUAUUGGUCCACUCUUACUCUUACAACAAUCGGUGAAACUCCGCCUCCUGUAAAGAACUCUGAGUACUUCUUUGUGGUCACAGACUUCUUGGUGGGUGUGUUGAUUUUCGCUACUAUCGUCGGUAACGUCGGUUCAAUGAUUACGAAUAUGAACGCAGCACGAGCAGACUUCCAGGCACGUAUCGAUGCCAUCAAGCAGUACAUGAGCUUCCGACAUGUCUCAAAAGACCUGGAGAAACGUGUCAUCAAGUGGUUUGAUUACCUCUGGACCAAUAAGAAGGCCGUAGAUGAGAGAGAAGUUCUGAAGUACCUGCCAGACAAGCUACGAGCAGAGAUCGGUAUAAACGUUCACUUGGACACACUGAAGAAAGUCAGAAUCUUCGCUGACUGCGAAGCCGGACUUUUGGUCGAGCUGGUGCUUAAGCUACAACCUCAGGUCUACAGUCCUGGCGACUACAUCUGUAAGAAGGGCGAUAUUGGUCGUGAGAUGUACAUCAUCAAAGAGGGCAAACUGGCUGUAGUGGCCGAUGAUGGAAUAACACAGUUCGUUGUCCUCAGUGAUGGCAGCUAUUUUGGUGAGAUCAGUAUCCUCAACAUCAAAGGCAGCAAAGCUGGGAACCGGAGAACAGCCAACAUCCGCAGUAUCGGGUACUCUGAUCUCUUCUGUCUGUCUAAGGACGAUCUGAUGGAGGCUCUAACAGAGUACCCGGAUGCAAAAGCCAUGCUGGAGGAGAAAGGUCGUCAGAUCUUGAUGAAAGAUGGCCUGCUGGAUUUGGAGGUAGCCAAGCAGGGCCCUGAUCCCAAGGACAUGGAAGAGAAGGUUAUCAGGAUGGGCAGCACUUUGGAGGACCUUCAGACGCGGUACGCCCGUCUGCUGGCUGAGCAUGAGGCCACGCAAAGCAAGUUGAAGAGACGUGUCACAAAACUGGAGAAGAAGAUAACAGCAUCUACUGGAGUGGUGUUCUCUGAGAUGGUAGAACCAGAGGCAGCUGCUGCUUCAGCUCCAGCAGCCGAGAAAAAAGAUUAG